Cynara cardunculus var. scolymus (artichoke) is the source of this 1867-nucleotide messenger RNA. Its product is annotated as IQ domain-containing protein IQM2-like. NCBI's taxonomy places the organism in Eukaryota, Viridiplantae, Streptophyta, Magnoliopsida, Asterales, Asteraceae. The transcript is spliced from 8 exons. The record is from RefSeq and is a predicted model, not a curated record. The coding region runs from base 1 to 1839 and encodes 612 amino acids.
AUGGGGUUAUCAUUUUCGUGCCCCUUCACUGCUUAUACAGAUUUAGAGAAAGUUUCAAGGUCCAUCGCCAUCGGUUUAGAGGACGAUGAAGUUAAAAGUUUGAUGCAAUCUAAUAGUUUCAGAAACCAAGAUUCUGAAACAACUGUAAUUCAGUCAAUGGGGACUGAGAAUUUGAGGAUCGAAAGAUCUGUUAUCUUUGAAGUUCCUUUGGCUGAAGAAACAGGAAUAGAUUAUGCCAAAAUGAAGGAAAUGUGUACUGGAUUUCCGGGAUUCGACAAUGUGAUGGAUGAAUUCACGAAAACGUCCAUUUUUGAUCCAGGGAGCCCCGAACAUGAAGCAGCCAUAAAGUUACAAAAAGUGUAUAAAAGCUUUCGAACCAGAAGAAAGCUGGCAGAUUGUGCGGUCCAAAUCGAACAAAGCUUGUGGAAGCUCUUAGAUUUUGCAGAACUGAAAAGGAGUUCCAUAUCGUUUUUCAAUCUAGACAAGCAAGAAACUGCCUUUUCACGUUGGUCGAGAGCUAGAACAAGGGCUGCCAAGGUUGGGAAAGGCUUAUCCAAAAACAGCAAAGCACAAAAACUUGCUUUGCAACACUGGCUUGAGGCGAUUGAUCCAAGACAUCGAUAUGGGCACAAUCUUCACUUCUAUUAUGGAAAAUGGUUGCUCUCUCAAAGCAAAGAACCCUUUUUCUACUGGUUGGAUAUAGGAGAAGGGAAAGAAAUAAAUCUUGUCGAAAAAUGCCCAAGAUCAAAACUUCAGCAGCAAUGCAUCAAAUACCUUGGCCCAAUAGAGAGGAAGGCAUAUGAAGUUGUGAUGGAAGACGGAAAGCUAUUGUUCAAACAAACUGGGGAGUUCCUUGAUACUACCGGUGAACCGAAAGGUGCUAAGUGGAUAUUUGUCCUUAGUACGUCAAAGAUUUUAUACGUUGGAGUAAAGAAGAAAGGGUCGUUUCAACACUCGAGUUUUCUGGCCGGUGGAGCCACAUUGGCCGCCGGGAGAAUCGUUGCUGAGAAAGGAACGAUAAAGGCAAUCUGGCCUCAUAGCGGCCAUUAUCGUCCUACUCAAGAAAAUUUUCAAGAUUUCAUUUCAUUUCUCCAGGAGAAUAAUGUGGAUACAACUUAUGUUAAGAUGGAUUCGGACGAUGAUAAGGAGCUUUUUGGCAGUCAUAUAAGAACUCACUCAUCAGAAGAAGAUAUGAGCGAAAAAGAGCGUCCUCAAAACAUCAACGACCCCUCGUCCGACAACACGAAUGUUAUAAAACAACAUGCUGGUUUUCCAUCGGAAUCACCAAUGAAUCCGAAACUCUUCCAUAAGAAUCUAAGUACCCUUGAAAUACCAAACAGUAGUGAUGAUACUUUAUCUUCAUCUUGUUCGAAAGAUUUCGGUCUUGAGACAAUCUUGGAUGGUUACGAAGCAGCAGAAGACGCGUUUGAUACCCACAAAGCUAAUUACGUUCCGUCAGCACAUGAACUAUCGGACGAUGAAGACGAGCCAUGUGUCCUUGAAAGGAUCAAAUCACAUAAAGAACCAAAUUCUUGUUUUCAGUUGGGAAGACAGUUAUCUUGCAAAUGGAGCACGGGAGCUGGACCUCGAAUCGGUUGUUUGAGAGACUACCCGACAGAACUACAAUCGCAGGCGUUGGAAGAAGCCAAUCUGUCGCCAAGAAGCGCUCCGAGCUGCAGCCUCAGAUAUACGAACACGGUGUUGUGCACGAGCCCUCUAUCGUUCGAAAACCGGAGUCUGCUGCGAAGAAAUAAUCGUCCUUAUCGGACACAAUCGACCCCGUUAAAUAUGGGGUGGAUGAACGAAAAGCAAUCAAGAAAUACAAGAUUGUUUGAUUAAAAUUGAUUAAUUUUUUGAAGUUAGGCAU